UCCCUGCAAUAUUGCGUCUUUUUUCUCUCCGCGUUAUUGUCUUUUUCCUUCAGAUUCCCUCCGCCUUUCCUCUCCUUCCAUUUUCAUUCUAUAACCAAACCUUAAUUUAAUCCAUCCUCUUUAGUUUCCAUUUACAUUAUUAACUGUAACUAAAGUAAUAAUUAAUACAGUUGGUGGGCUCUCUCAAUGAGAGGUGCUUCUUUACCCACCCACCAGAGACGGUGGGCCUCAGACACCGUUCCCUCCAAAACCACACUCAGUUCGUCAACCUCGCCUGGGACUGAUUCCAACUCCGCCGAGGAAUUCGUCGAGGUCACUCUCGAUCUUCAAGAUGAUGACACCAUCAUACUCCGAAGCGUGGAACCGGCCACCGUCCUCAACGUCGACAAUGGAACCGAUACUCCAGCAUCCGCCUCCGUUUCACGAUCGCCGACGAUCAAGCGGAGCUCUUCGAAUAGAUUGCGGCAGUUUUCGCAAGAGUUGAAAGCGGAAGCCGUGGCUAAAGCUAAGCAGUUCUCGCAAGAGUUGAAAGCCGAACUACGCAAGUUCUCGUGGGGACACGGACACGCUGCUCAAGCUUUAUCCGGAUUCGACUCGGCGUUAGCCGCUCGAGCUUUAAGAAAGCAGCGAGCUCAACUUGACCGGACACGUUCCGGCGCUCAAAAAGCACUCCGUGGAUUAAGAUUUAUAAGUAACAAUAAAGCCAAUGCAUGGGAAGAAGUUGAAAACAAUUUCAACAAACUCGCUAAAGACGGAUUCCUCUUUCGCUCCGAUUUCGCACAAUGCAUAGGAAUGAAAGAGUCCAAGGAAUUUGCGCUGGAGAUGUUCGAUGCAUUGAGCAGACGAAGAAGAUUAAAAGUUGAAAAAGUUAGUAAAGAAGAACUUUAUGAAUACUGGUCUCAAAUCACCGAUCAAAGCUUUGAUUCUCGCCUCCAGAUCUUCUUCGAUAUGGUGGACAAGAAUGAAGAUGGUAGAAUAACUGAGGCUGAAGUAAAAGAGAUUAUAAUGCUAAGUGCAUCAGCAAACAAGCUAUCGAGAUUGAAGGAACAGGCGGAAGAAUAUGCAGCUUUGAUCAUGGAAGAGUUAGACCCUGAAAGACUUGGAUACAUUGAGUUAUGGCAACUGGAGACACUUCUCUUGCAAAAAGACACGUAUCUGAGCUAUAGUCAAGCCUUAAGCUACACAAGCCAAGCCCUUAGCCAAAACUUACAAGGAUUAAGAAAGAAAAGCAGGAUCAGAAGAAUGAGCACCAAACUUUUGUACUAUUUGGAAGAAAAUUGGAAGAGGAUAUGGGUCUUGUCACUGUGGAUUAUGAUUAUGAUAGGGCUGUUUAUUUGGAAGUUCCUUCAAUACAAGCAAAAGGGUGCCUUUGUAGUCAUGCAUUAUUGUGUCCUCGCUGCCAAAGGAGCAGCAGAGACACUUAAGUUUAACAUGGCUCUUAUUCUGUUGCCCGUGUGCCGAAACACCAUUACUUGGCUCAGGUCCACAAAGCUGGGUCUCUUCGUGCCUUUUGACGACAAUAUCAACUUUCAUAAGACAAUAGCUGCAGCGAUUGUUAUUGGAGUCAUUCUCCAUGCCGGUAACCAUCUUGCCUGUGAUUUUCCGAGGCUUAUCAAUUCUACUCCUGAUGAAUAUAGCCUCUAUCUCCAUGAUUUUGGAGCUCGUAAACCAACGUACAUGGACCUGGUAAAAGGACCUGAAGGAGUGACCGGGAUUUUAAUGGUUAUCUGCAUGGCAAUUGCAUUUAUACUAGCAACAAAAUGGUUUAGGCGGAAUCUGAUUAAGCUGCCCAAACCCUUUGAUAGAAUCACAGGUUUCAAUGCUUUUUGGUAUUCACAUCACCUGUUUGUCAUUGUCUAUAUCUUGCUCAUCAUCCAUGGUGUCUUCCUUUAUCUCGUGCACAUAUGGUAUCGUAAGACGACUUGGAUGUACCUAGCUGUUCCAGUUUUGUUAUAUGCUGGAGAAAGGGUCCUAAGAUUUUUCCGUUCUGGUUUCUAUACUGUUCGGCUUUUGAAGGUAGCAAUUUAUCCAGGAGGUGUUCUCACAUUACAAAUGUCUAAACCACCUCAAUUUCGGUACAAGAGUGGACAGUACAUGUUUGUCCAGUGCCCUGCUGUCUCUCCCUUUGAAUGGCAUCCAUUUUCUAUCACUUCUGCUCCUGGUGACGACUACCUUAGUGUUCAUAUCCGUCAGCUAGGUGACUGGACGCAAGAGCUUAAGCGCUUAUUCUCAGAGGUUUGUGAACCUCCUGUAGCUGGGAAAAGUGGGCUUCUAAGAGCAGAUGAGACGACUAAGAAAAGCUUGCCAAAGCUCUUAAUUGAUGGACCAUAUGGUGCUCCGGCUCAAGACUAUCGCAAGUAUGACGUCCUGUUACUGGUGGGACUUGGAAUUGGUGCAACACCAUUCAUCAGCAUUUUAAAAGAUCUGCUUAACAACAUUGUCAAAAUGGAGGAGCAGGCGGAUUUGGCCUCAGAUACCAGUAGCACAUCAGACCUAAGUAAUGGGAGCAAUGAAUCAACUGCUCCCAACCGAGUUUCACCGAAACGAAAGAAAACUCUUAAGACGACAAAUGCUUACUUUUAUUGGGUAACCAGGGAGCAAGGUUCAUUUGAUUGGUUCAAAGGAGUCAUGAAUGAAGUUGCAGAUCUUGAUCAAAGGGGUGUCAUUGAAAUGCACAACUAUUUGACAAGCGUGUACGAGGAAGGAGAUGCACGUUCAGCUCUGAUCACCAUGGUCCAAGCACUAAAUCAUGCCAAGAAUGGCGUUGACAUAGUUUCAGGCACCAGAGUACGGACCCAUUUUGCGAGGCCUAAAUGGAAGAACGUUCUCUCCAAACUAAGUUCCAAGCACUGCAACGCAAGAAUAGGAGUGUUUUACUGCGGAGCACCGGUUUUGGCUAAAGAACUAAGCAAACUCUGCUACGAGUUCAACCAAAAAAGUUGCACUAAAUUUGAGUUCCACAAGGAGCAUUUCUAAAGAGAAAUUAAAUAGAACCCUUCAUUCAGAGCCCUAAGAAUUAUUUUCAAUAGUAACCGAAGAAAGCAGGAGUUUUUGUACAGCCUUAGAGUAGAAAAAGUAAAAAAGAACAAAAUAUAUUUGAAUUAGGUGUAUCCAUGAAUACCCACAAAAAAGAAAAGAGAAAUGACAUGGAAUUCAGAGGUGAACCACUUUUGGAUAGAGUGCGGUACAGGUGCAAUGGAAUGGUUGAGGCAGGGUUGGGUGGAUUAGGAUGGUAGGAAGAAAGAAGACAAUUUUGAAAAGCAGAGCCUUGACGUUGAGGUGGGAGGGAGGGAGUCUUUUGCUUUUCUGUUUUUGUCUUUUUAAACUUUUCAUAAUAUUACAAGAAGAAUAAUCCUUGUAGAGAAAUUGGAUGGUGAUGGAGACUUCAAGCUGCUAUUUACAUUUUUACAUAAUAUAGGGGAAUAUUCCUUGCUUUUUUGUUUACAAUAAGAAUCAGAUUAUAGAGUUAAUGUUUAUUUUUCACACUUUUUUUCGUAAUAAUUUCAAGAUGGUUUUAGUGUGUUCCUUUGCAAA
Molecule: messenger RNA, 3534 nt
Organism: Gossypium raimondii (Peruvian cotton)
Lineage: Eukaryota; Viridiplantae; Streptophyta; Magnoliopsida; Malvales; Malvaceae
Product: respiratory burst oxidase homolog protein A
Exons: 14
Coding region: 187-2976 (929 amino acids)
Cellular component (GO): plasma membrane
Molecular function (GO): NAD(P)H oxidase H2O2-forming activity; calcium ion binding; peroxidase activity
Source: RefSeq, a predicted model, not a curated record